AUGGCUGCCCAAUCGAGCGGCCGAAUACCAGAUCACACUUCGGAUUAUCGAAUUGCUGUGUUUGGUGCCGGUGGUGUCGGCAAAUCAUCCAUCGUAUUACGCUUUAUCAAAGGAACAUUUAAUGAAAACUACAUUCCAACUAUCGAAGACACUUUUCGACAGGUAAUAAGUUGUAAUCACAAGAAUGUAUGUACAUUACAAAUUACCGAUACAACAGGUAGCCAUCAAUUUCCUGCUAUGCAACGACUUUCUAUUAACAAAGGAAAUGCUUUCGUACUGGUAUAUUCUAUUACGAGCAAGCAAAGUUUGGAGGAACUUGGACCCAUAAUACUGAUGCUAAAGGAAGUGAAAGGUGAAAGCGUUACUGAAGUGCCUAUUAUGCUUGUUGGCAAUAAAAAAGAUGAAGAUCAGCGUCGUGAAGUAAGCUUCGAACUUGGACAAAAGUUGGCUACAAAGUGGGGAACUGGUUUUAUCGAAACGAGUGCUAAAGAUAAUGAAAAUAUCACCGAACUAUUUCAACGCUUGUUGGCGAUGGAGAAGAAACGAACUUUGACAUUGACGAUGGAUGAAGAGAGCGGUAAAAGUAGCUCGAAAAGGAAAUGCUCUCUCAUGUAG
Messenger RNA from Cercopithifilaria johnstoni, 615 nucleotides. The record is from the annotation of a GenBank genome assembly. NCBI's taxonomy places the organism in Eukaryota, Metazoa, Nematoda, Chromadorea, Rhabditida, Onchocercidae.